Molecule: messenger RNA, 2298 nt
Organism: Plutella xylostella (diamondback moth)
Lineage: Eukaryota; Metazoa; Arthropoda; Insecta; Lepidoptera; Plutellidae
Product: eEF1A lysine and N-terminal methyltransferase homolog
Source: RefSeq, a predicted model, not a curated record
UUGUAAACAAAACAAACGGUGUGUUGAAAAUCACAUUUCCUGAAAAUUCACAAUUAAUAUUCCUACAAAAAGAUGAACCUUCUGCCGAAGAGCCACAAAGAGUUCGGUGAGAAAGAUUACUGGAAUCAGUUUUUCAAAAAACGCGGCAACAAAGCAUUUGAGUGGUACGGUGAAUACCUAGAGCUCUGUUCACACCUACACAAGUAUAUAAAACAGAAAGACGCAGUCCUUAUACCAGGUUGCGGUAACUCCAGCCUGAGCGCAGACUUGUAUGAUGCGGGUUUCACAAACAUCACCAAUAUUGACGUCUCCGAAGUGGUCAUCAAGCAGAUGCAGAAAAUACACUCCAAAAGAUCCUCUAUGAAGUACAUUUUGAUGGACGCUUUAAACACAAUGUUUGAUAAUGAACAGUUUAAUGUGGUCUUAGAUAAGGGUACGUUAGAUGCGUUGAUGCCUGAUGAUACCCAAGAAACACAUGACACGAUAGAUAAAUAUUUUGGUGAGGUUAAAAGGGUUUUAAAGUUGGGGGGCAGGUUUGUGUGUAUUUCUCUGCUGCAGAGCCAUAUCCUGGCCAAGUUGUUGAAGGUGUUCUGUGACAAGUCGUGGAUGCUGCGCGUGGUGCGGUGCCAUGAGGCUGAACAGAAGAAUGCGGAGAGUGGGGAUGGCACCACAUUGCCUGUGUUUGUUGUUGUUGCCACUAAGUUCAAGGAGAUGCCUCAGAUGAUCCUAGAGGUGUGCCUGGCAGGAGACAAGAUGAUCCGGCUGAAGACAGCGGAGGAGCUGCGGGAGUGCAUCAAGUCUGCACAGGACACGGCCUUCAUCACCAAUGGACUGUCACGGACCACGCUCGAUGAUGGUGAUGAAGAGGUAUGCAUAGACCUAAUGCGUCCGGGCGAGGCCUGCCCGCGCUACACGGUGCACGUGGUGGAACAGAAGCGCACGCAGCCCGUCAACAAGUACGCCGUGUUCAUCGUGCCGCAGGGACGCGAGUCCGAGUGGCUAUUCGGCACACCAGCCGGGCGGCGACAGCUGCAGUCCUCGGCCAAGUUCGGCCGCCUCGCCGUGGUGACCCUCCACCGGGGGCAGCAGUUCCCCUCACUAGACGCCGUGAAGGACGAGCUCGCCGACGCAGCUAAGAUGCUGACCCCGCCUGGAUACACGGGACAGAUCCCGUUCCUCUCCCUAGGCUCGGACGUGGGCCGGCGACUGACGGUGGCGUCGGGCGCGACCGCCACGUCCGGGCAGUACGUCGUGGAGGACGUGGCCGUGGCGGGAGACACGCUGCGGCGGCUCGUGUUCCUGAGUAAUCAGAUGCUGGUGCAGAGCGAGGCGAAGGUGCGGACUGCGACAUCGAAAAACAAGCCGAAAACCGUCAUAGACUACGGCCACAUAUCGCUCUACCACGCAUUCAUGUGUGUCGCCAUGCAACUAGCCCACACAUCCACUCCAAACCCUCAAGUAGCCGUUUUAGGCCUGGGUGGGGGCAGUCUGUGCAUGUUUCUGCGGAAGUGUUUCGCAAAAAUACAGAUAACAGCUGUGGAUAUUGACGCCGCCAUGUUGGAACUAGCGCGGGAACACUUCGGCCUGCGAUUGGACGAGCAGCUGCGAGUGGAGAUUAAAGAUGGCGUCGACUUUCUGAAGGAGGCCGCUGAGAGUGGCACCCAAUACUCGGUGAUAAUGUUCGACAUGGACAGCAAGGACUCGCGCGUGGGGCUCGCCUGCCCGCCUCCGCAGUUCCUGCAGGAUGAUGUGCUGACCCAUGUGAAGACUGCUCUGUGUAGUGACGGCCAGUUCAUCAUCAAUCUGGUAUGCCGAGACAAUUCCUUACACGAAUCCCUAAUACAGAAGAUAAAGCAACAUUUCCAACACAUAGUCACGGUAAAACUAUGCGAGGAAGUGAAUGAAAUCAUCUUCGCCACAAAUUCCAAGCAGGUUUACACUACUGAGGGCCUAGAAGCUGCAAUAAAGAGGUUGAAUGCGACGGCUAGAGAAAGGAAUCUGGUGAAAAUUAAGUGCGUCGAUUUAACAGACUUUUUGCAGUCUGUUGCUAUUGUUUCGUAGUUCAUACAUAUUUUUGUUAAGUAGAUGUGUACAACAAUAUUAUGUUCAUUGGGUUUGAGACUGUAUAUUUUAAUUAAAUUAAUGUACAAUAGAGUCUCAGCUCCAUUGAUUAACGUAUUGUCUAUUUUUCUAUCAUUUAAGUGAUCUAUUUCUAUUUAAGUAUGUAAUGUAUGUAUAUAAUAUUACGUAAAGUUAAGAAAUGAAACGAGUAAAUAUAACUUGACGCAUUUAAUGCCA